Messenger RNA from Oryza brachyantha (malo sina), 2254 nucleotides. Its product is annotated as diacylglycerol kinase 4. The transcript is spliced from 12 exons. Gene Ontology annotation, molecular function: ATP-dependent diacylglycerol kinase activity. The record is from RefSeq and is a predicted model, not a curated record. Bases 169 to 1842 code for a protein of 557 amino acids. NCBI's taxonomy places the organism in Eukaryota, Viridiplantae, Streptophyta, Magnoliopsida, Poales, Poaceae.
UACAAAACUCCUCCGCCUCCGCCUCCGCCUCCACCACCACCACCACGACCUCCUCCUCCUCCUCCGCCCCAACCGGCCAUCCCCUCACCUCCCAAGACGUUUUCCCCGGUGCCCUACCUCCGAUCGCGAUCGCGGGCGCGGUCGCGGUCGUGCUCCGACGUGGCGUCCAUGUCGUCGUCGUCGCCCGGGGAGCGCGGGGACCAGUCGCCGCCGCGGUCGCCGACCCCGCCGCCCCUGCCGCAGCCGCCGCUGGUGGGCGCGCUCAUCGAGUCGCUCUCGUUCCGGAGCUGCGGGUUCGGCCGCGCCGCCGCCUCGGCGUUCGAGAAGGAGGACCUCCGCGCCCGCGCCGCGCUGCCGCAGCGGCUCCGGGCCGCCGUGCACGCGGCGCUGCGGGCCAGGGACCCCUCCGCGGGGGCGUUCGCUUACGUCCCCGGGUACGCCUACACCUACGAGGCCGGCGCUGGGGGAGGAGGAGGAGGAAGAGGCGUGUCGGUGUCGGUCAACCCGUGGUUCGGCGCCGCGCACGACGACGCUCCCGAGUCCCCCCUCAUCGCGUUCGUCAACCCGCGCAGCGGCGGCCGUCUCGGCCCCGUCCUCAAAUCCCGCCUCCAGGAGCUCAUCGGCGAGGACCAGGUUUUUGAUCUUACUAUUGUGAAGCCUUCUGACUUUGUGGAAUAUGCUUUGGCUUGUUUGGAACAACUCGCUGACGCUGGUGACCACAGUGCAAAGUUCAUUCGCCAUAAUUUAAGGGUCAUGGUUGCAGGAGGUGAUGGUACAGUAGGUUGGGUGUUGGGAUGUUUAGGAGACCUUUAUGUUCAAAACAGGGAACCGGUUCCUCCAGUUGCUGUUAUACCACUUGGGACAGGAAAUGAUCUUUCCAGGAGUUAUGGCUGGGGUGCUUCCUUUCCUUUCGGAUGGAAAGCAGCUGCUAAACGAUCUCUGUACAAGGCUAUUUUCGGUUCAGUUUCUUGUUUAGACAGUUGGCAUGUUGUUGUUUCUAUGCCAGCACGAGAUGAAGAAGAAGAGGAAGAACUGAAUCUUCCUCACUCCCUCAGGAAUCUCGGAGAGUGUACCUUUUACGAUGACGGAACUGCUGAAGGGGAGUUGCCUGAAACAGUUUCUUGCUUUAAUGGUGUAUUCUAUAAUUACUUCAGCAUAGGCAUGGAUGCUCAAGUGGCUUAUGGAUUUCACCAUCUACGGGAUGAAAAGCCAUUCCUUGCUAGUGGUCCUUUAUCUAAUAAAUUAAUUUACGCAGGAUAUACCUGCAAGCAGGGAUGGUUUUUUACACAGUGUAUCAGUGACCCUGAACUGAGGGGAUUGAGGAACAUUAUCCGUUUAUCUAUAAAGAAGAUGGACAGCUCUGAGUGGGAGAACAUCCCUGUACCAUCAAGUGUCAGGGCUAUUGUUGCGUUAAACCUUCACAACUAUGCGAGUGGAAGGAAUCCAUGGGGAAACUUGAAGCCUGAAUACUUGGAAAAGAGAGGAUUUGUCGAAGCCCAAUCAGAUGAUGGUCUUCUUGAAAUAUUUGGAUUGAAGCAAGGGUGGCAUGCAUCCCUUGUGAUGGUUGAACUAAUAUCUGCAAAACACAUAGCUCAGAUCGCAGGAGACAUUCAUAUCGUCAAAAUCUUGUGGAAGAAAACCAUAUCAGCAAAUCCCCCCUAUUGUACUAUUUUUCAGGCAGCAGCAAUACGGUUGGAGAUAAAAGGCGGGCAAUGGAGGGAUGCGUACAUGCAAAUGGAUGGGGAGCCAUGGAAGCAACCAUUGAACCCCGAGUACUCGACAUUUGUUGACAUCAAGAAGGUCCCGUACCCAUCUCUCAUCAUCAAUGGCGGGGAUCGUUAGUAACAGGAGAGCCCCAGAUUUGCUUUGCCCUGGCCUUCAGCGUCCAGCUUGGAAGCCAGAUUUAACCCUGACGAUUAUUUUCUCGCUGUAUAUGGAAUUUGAGGAUAUGAUAUUUGCAGGGGACAGAGCCAUGCCCCUGUGCUUUGAUCCGGAUUCUCGAAUUAACGCUGCAUACAUUGCAUGUGGUAAUUGGUAGCUGCGUGCAUAUUUGUCCAGCGAUUUGAGGAUGAUACCUGAUGAUGUGUAGGUAGGCGUGAGAUGAAGUUGACGUUCUUCUGAUUGUUGUAGAGGUGAAAACGAAAAACUUCCGGACUCUAUUCCACAUUUUUAUUUUUCUUGUUUCCAGAUGGUCAGCACGGUGUUGGUGUCCAAUAUGUUUCGAUAAAUCUGCAUCACGUUAACUAAUUGCAUA